Molecule: messenger RNA, 1848 nt
Organism: Belonocnema kinseyi
Lineage: Eukaryota; Metazoa; Arthropoda; Insecta; Hymenoptera; Cynipidae
Exons: 2
Coding region: 1-1848 (615 amino acids)
Biological process (GO): DNA integration; tricarboxylic acid cycle; fatty acid biosynthetic process
Cellular component (GO): cytosol
Molecular function (GO): nucleic acid binding; ATP citrate synthase activity
Source: RefSeq, a predicted model, not a curated record
AUGAAUUUCAUAGACUACAUUAUGCGAUACGAGUCCGAUCCGGAUGUGAAGUUCAUUGUAUUAUUGGGAGAAGUCGGAGGGGCUGAAAAAUACGAAGUACGUGAAGCUCUGAAGGCAAAGAGAAUGACAAAACCAUUGAUCGCCUGCUGUAUUGGAACCUACUAUAUGCUAGUAUGUUUAAGUCCGAUGUUCAAUUUAGACACGCUGGAUCGUUCGCGAAAUGCAAUGUGGAGAUUGCCCUUUGCUAAAAACACCGCUGUAAAAGAAGCCGGCUGUUAUGACAAUCCCGCUGAUUGCGCUUCCAGAGGUCUCUUCCCAGAAGAAUUGAAGGAUCAUCCCUUAUGGUGGCAUGGUCCACAAUGGCUGACCAAACAUUCUGCCAGUUGGCCAGAAUCAAGGUCCGUUUUGUCUCAAGAUAUGGACCUUGCGUGGUGUAAGAAAGUUACUCAUCAUACUAUGAAGCAGGCUAAGCAACCCUUCGACCUAGCUGAUAGGUUUUCGUCUUGGCCAAAAUUGUUGAGAGUGACUGCCUAUUGUCUUCGAUUUUUUACAGCUUUCAUGAUUAAGGUGGGUAGGUUACCGAAGUCUGCGUUCCAACAUGAGACAUUGGCUCUCUCGUCAGUAGAGAUUCAGCAAGCUUCCUUGUAUUGGAUCAGGAGAAUUCAAAAGGAGAACUUCGAACCUGAGUUGUGCGCCCUUCAACAUGACAACCAGAUAAAACAGAGCUCGUCUUUAAAAACGUUAUACCCAUUUUUAGAUGCAUCUGGUGUACUGCGUUUGGGGGGACGUUUAGAUAAUGCCCCAAUUAGUUACGAUGAAAAGCAUCCUAUUAUAUUGCCGCGUCAUCGAAUAAGUGAGCUAAUCGCUCAUCAAUCACACAUUAGAUCAUUGCAUGGUGGUAUGCAACUUACUUUACGCACGUCACGACAGAGAUUUUGGGUGUUAGGAGCUCGCACGCUUGUCAAGAGAUUGAUUUAUGUCUGUGUUUUAUGCGUGCGUCAGAGAACUACUCUUUCUCAACAGCUGAUGGGUAGUCUUCCGAAUUUUCGGACCACUCCAAGUCGUCCCUUUACACAUACUGGGGUUGACUAUGCGGGUCCUUUCAACGUACGCGUAUCACCGGGGAGAGGGCAAAAGAGUUACAAGAGUUACGUAGCCUUAUUCGUCUGCUGCGUGACUCGGGCCAUACAUUUUGAACUUGUUUCAAAUUACUCCUGUGAAGCUUUUCUAGCAGCUUACCAUCGCUUUACAAAUCGUCGUGGAUUACCAGCUCACAUGUACAGUGACAAUGGUACCACAUUUCAGGGAGCUGAAAGAGAAUUGCGUAAUUGCCUUUUAAAUCAACGUAAAGAUUUAAACUUGCAGAAUCAAAUCGCCAGCCAAGGAAGUACUUGGCAUUUCAUUCCGCCUUCUGCACACCAUUUCGGGGGAAUGUGGGAGGCUGGAGUGAAGAGCUUCAAGCAUCACUUUCGCCGAAUAGUGGGCUCUAGAACUCUUACUUUCGAAGAGUUUUAUACUACUCUUAUGCGAAUUGAGGCAGCUCUUAAUUCUCGUCCAAUAGGACCGUUGUCGGAUAAUAGCGAAGAUUUAACGUAUUUGACCCGUGGGCACUUUUUGAUUGGUGCACCGCUUUUGAGUCCCCCUGAACAAUCGGUCGAAUUUGUUUCUGAGAAUCGGCUAUCUCGUUGGCAGGUAAUUCAACAAAUUGUGGAGACCUUUUGGCGAAGCUGGGCUACUGAAUAUUUGCACUAUUUACAGCGCCGAUAUAAGUGGACUCGUGAACAAUCUAACCUUAAGAUUGAUGACUUAGUAUUGAUGCGCAAUGAUGGUCUCCCUCCAACUAAAUGA